UCUCCACAAGUUUGGAGUGCUGGUCACAUGGAGAGGAGUUAUCACGAGUCGCUAUGUUUACAUUCAUUGCUCUAACUCGCCUUUGGAUAGUUCUAGGAAGAGUUCACUUAAUACUCGGAGCCAUACGAAUGUUGAUGAUGGAUGUCCCAAGUCCCACAACCCAGGGAGAAUCCGUGGAGUUAAUAUGCAGCUACGAACUUCUAGACGAAGACAAACUCUACUCAGUCAAGUGGUAUAAAGACGACGUAGAGUUUUACAGAUACGUCCCAAACGAUUGGCCUCCAGGACAGUUUUUACCAAUACAGGGAGUACGCGUAGAUCUCUCUAAAUCCGGUAGUCAAUCAGUGUACUUACGUCACGUGGAUUUAAACAGUGCAGGAUUAUACAGAUGUGAGGUGUCAGCAGAAGCUCCAGAAUUCCAGACGGUCGAAGCUGAAAAAGAAAUGAAAGUGUUUGUUCUUCCAACAGAAGGACCUUCCAUAACUGGCGGUUUAUCCAAAUACAGAAUAGGCGACACAGUCUCUGUAAACUGCACGUCUUCAAAAUCUAAACCAGCAGCUACGCUCAAAUGGUUCAUUAACGACGAAUUAGUGGCCAACCCUGAGAACGAACUAGAACAUUCUACCACCCUUCACGCAGACGGGCUUGAAACGUCCAGCCUGGUUCUUCGAUUCAUCGUCGGAGAACUUCAUUUCCGUGGCGGGAAUAUGAAGUUGAAAUGCACGGCUACUAUAUCACGAGUGUACACUAUGAGCAAUGAAGAACUAGUCUUUGGAACGGGUCUUCGCCAACAGACGUCUGGGCUUCACAUCACAGAGAAUAUGAGCCAUGUCCAAAAUUCUUCGUCAAAACCAAGUUCCGUCCAUUGGAUAUUGAUACUCUUCACCUUCUCCGUGCUACAUUUGACGAUCAAUAUAAUAAUGAAAAAGCCGAGCGGAUGACAAGAGUGAUGCUCAUUAGAAAGUUCGAAUUUUCUCAUCCAAUCUGUGAUACUUCGGUGUUCGGAACAAGACGUUGCCGUGCCUCAUUUGUCAUAGAACGAUGCGACAUUGGGGGACAAUCAGGGCUGCCCGGACUUGUGUUUCCCCCUCGAGAUCUUGGGUCUUCAACAGAAAUCUUGAGUCUUUUGAUUAUGUUUGAAAUUCUAGGGCUAUGGAUGAGGAAAAGAAAAAGGUACAUUUUUGUAAAAGAAAAAGACGCAUUUUUGUGAACUAAAAGAUACAAUUAUUAAAUAUUUUACUGAUAAAACACAAUAUUUUCACUAAAAUAUAGUUUUUAUGUCUAAGCAAUCUAGAAUGCAAGGACAGAAACAAGGGGAAGGUCAUGGGGGUUAUGACUCCAACCUCCCCUAAACCGUCAACAAUAUUAUCUAUCCUUCCAGCUCGUAUGUGAUCACAAUUUAAUAGUUGUAUACAAGAUGGAUAGAUGUCAAAAAUCAUGUAAAUAUACAAUUACACAUUGUGUUCAAAUACUUUAUGAAUAAAAUGUAAGUGAUUGCAGUAUUCAUUUUCAUUCACUUUUUAACAAUAAAUAUUUGAAAGAAUAUUUCCUUUCAUUUUUUACAAAAUUAAUAAAUGAAUUUUAUGCCCUACUGAGCAAGUAAUUUCUGACCAAUACGGUGCUUUUCAUUGACACCCAACCAGGUUUUAAAAUCAAAACUCUAUCUUCUUUCGCAUGACCCCGUCCCCCCCCCCCUAAAAUGUUGGUCUGCAUCCGCCUCCGCUAGAGCAAACAUGCUCAAAAAAUCUGAAAAGUUUGUAAAGGUACAGUAAAAAAAGAACUUGUGGAUAGGAUAUUUCUUUUUUUAUGUAAUAUUAACUUCCAGCCUAUCUUGGAGUUUCUGCAUAAGUGUAUCACUUCAAAACAUUAUUUUAUUUAUUUAUUUUUUUAUUAUUUUUUAUUUAUUUAUUUAUUUUAUCUAUUUUAUUUUCAUUUUUAUUUAUUUAUUUAUUUAUUUAUUUUUUUGCAGUACUUAAUGUUUACAGUUUUUAAUAAAGUGUCCCGAACAAAUAAUUAUUUAGAGAUCAAUUUUAAUACUUGUUAUCAUUUUUCACUUUACCAUUUUUAAGAACAAUAUUUCAUCAACUACUGUAGUGCCAAUUACAAAAAAAAAAAAAAAAAAGAAAAAAAAGUGAAAAAAACUUUUUAUGUACAUGAUCCUAUGGCUUUUUUCCCUCGAUCUUGGGAAUUUUACGAGCUCAGUCUUGGGCUAUUUUCCUCGAGCUUGGGAAUUUCACGAGCGCACUAUUGUUUUUUUUUUUUUUCUCGAUCUUGGGAAUUUUAAGAACUCAAUCUUGGCUCUUUUCUUUUAUCUUGAGAAUUUUAUGAGCUCCAUUUUGGGUUUUGUUCCUCGAUCUUGGGAAUUUCAUGAGCUCAAUCUUGGGGUUUGAAAAACAAAUUCCAAUGGCAGCCCUGAGGACAAUUCGCGACCCCGUACUGCUUUGCUGUUAUUUUAUUGUGUCAACAAGGAAUACAAUUUGGAAGCUUUUGAAUAAAAUGAACUGAUGAAACACUUUCCACUCAUGAACGUUUCAUUUCCAAGUUUUCUUAUCUGUAACGGUAUU
Molecule: messenger RNA, 2564 nt
Organism: Uloborus diversus
Lineage: Eukaryota; Metazoa; Arthropoda; Arachnida; Araneae; Uloboridae
Exons: 6
Coding region: 54-941 (295 amino acids)
Source: RefSeq, a predicted model, not a curated record